Sphaeroforma arctica JP610 is the source of this 344-nucleotide messenger RNA. RefSeq lists its product as hypothetical. Lineage: Eukaryota; Ichthyosporea; Ichthyophonida. The transcript is spliced from 4 exons. The record is from RefSeq and is a predicted model, not a curated record. The annotation marks the transcript as partial.
AGGCUUCUCUGAUCUGGUGAGUGAGAAGAAGCGAGUGCUACGCUUAACCGAGACUGAAGAUAUAAGUGAAGCUGAAGCGACUGCCAAAUGUUUGGACUGUCGUUAUCGUCAAGCACAGCUGAACGGAGCCCCUGCACGAGUGGAGUUGUUCUUGAAGGGCAACACCCCUCUCGGUCGGGCGUACGAGUACUCGCUGUUGGCGUUGAUUGUGGCCAAUCUGCUAUCGUUCAUAUACAGCACGGAUGAGGAUGCCACCCAGUACUUCGGAUCGUCGUUCUUCGCGUACUUCGAUGUCGUAGGAUGUGUUGUGUUCACUGGCGACUACAUCGCUCGCGUAUUCGCGG